Haliaeetus leucocephalus (bald eagle) is the source of this 1581-nucleotide messenger RNA. RefSeq names its product protein-L-isoaspartate(D-aspartate) O-methyltransferase-like. Gene Ontology annotation, molecular function: protein-L-isoaspartate (D-aspartate) O-methyltransferase activity. Bases 155 to 892 code for a protein of 245 amino acids. Gene Ontology annotation, biological process: protein modification process. NCBI's taxonomy places the organism in Eukaryota, Metazoa, Chordata, Aves, Accipitriformes, Accipitridae. The record is from RefSeq and is a predicted model, not a curated record. The transcript has 8 exons. Gene Ontology annotation, cellular component: cytoplasm.
GAUGCGUGAGGGCGACUGACUCCCCUGCGGCGCCAUCUUGGUAAAGGGCGGAAGUUUUCCUGCGCGGAGGAGGCGAGCGAGCCGUUACACCUGGCAACGGGCCGUGGGGGGCUUUAGUGCGGCUGCGCGGCAGGCAGCUGCCCGUCUGCGUGGGAUGAGCUGCCCGCUGCCCUGCGUCCUGCUUGCACUCAUGGGACUGCUCUUCGCCAGAACGAUGGCCUGGACUUCGAGCGGGAAAACCCACCCGGAGCUAGUCAACAACCUCUACAAAAAAGGGAUAAUUAAAUCCCAGCGAGUCUUUGAUGUGCUCUUGGCUACUGACAGAGGUCACUACAUCAAAUAUUUCCCGUACAUGGAUUCCCCUCAGUCUAUCGGAUACAAGGCUACAAUCAGUGCACCGCAUAUGCAUGCCCAUGCACUGGAAUUGCUAAAGGAUCAGCUUGUGGAAGGUGCAAAAGCGCUGGAUGUUGGAUCUGGAAGUGGAUAUCUUACAGCUUGCUUUGCCAGGAUGAUGGGCCCAACAGGGAAAGCGGUGGGCGUAGAGCACAUUAAAGAGCUGGUACAUGAAUCCAUCAGAAACGUCCAAGAAGAUGAUCCAACUUUGCUCAGCUCUGGACGUGUAAAGCUUGUGGUUGGAGAUGGCAGGCAGGGAUACCCCGAAGAGGCUCCUUAUGAUGCCAUUCAUGUUGGAGCGGCAGCAGCAACUGUACCAAAGGAGUUGCUGAAUGAAUUAAAGCCAGGAGGUCGGUUAAUAUUGCCUGUCGGUCCCGAAGGUGCAAACCAAGUUCUGAUGCAGUACGACAAAACCAGUGACGGGCAGAUCAUCGAAACGCAACUGAUGGGCGUGAUCUAUGUUCCUCUGACAGAUAAGGAAAAGCAGUGGCCUCGGUAAAAAUUUGCUCUCCUUUGAGGAAUGUUUCUUCCUCACAGUCUCUGUGAGCUUGCUCUCCUUGACUGCUGGCUUUACUGACAGACAGAGUCCUGGAUUCCUAGCAGAUGCUGUUUGUAAAAGAGAGAAGAAAGAGACUUGGCUGUGGUAAGGCACAGCAGGAGAGCAGGAUGUAUUUUCUGUUAGAUAGGUCUUGAAGACUGAGGACUCCAGCUUUUUUUCUUUUUUUUUGGAGCCUGCACACUUUCAUAAACACCAUAGCCUUGUUGAUUCUGUUGCUGAACUGAAGGCCGUGAAUAGUAACUGUUGGUUUUUCUUUGCCUCAGGGAUGAAUUCUGACAGAUGGAUGGAUAUCUCUAAAGUGACCUCAGAAAGCUCAUGAAUGGGACUUAUAACUGUAGAUGGUCUGUAUGGUUUUGCUUUUUGAAUGGAAGCUUUGUCAGCAGAUGCGCUUGCAGAGGCAAGUUCUGCUUUAGCAGAGCUCGCUACAGAGGGAUGGAGAAAAGGGUGUUUCUCCAGGAGCAGGGAUAGGCUCUCGGAGGCCGUGUCUGGUUCCGGGCAGUGACUGGAUCCAGCUGUCCUCUCUGAUAAGCUGUAGAUAACAUCUAUUCACAGAGAAUUCCAAAAGCAGACGGGAAUACUUAAACCUUCACUAAAAACACUCUUUAAUAUUGCUUACUCGUCUUAUUUUC